Molecule: messenger RNA, 890 nt
Organism: Solanum lycopersicum (tomato)
Lineage: Eukaryota; Viridiplantae; Streptophyta; Magnoliopsida; Solanales; Solanaceae
Product: non-specific lipid transfer protein GPI-anchored 5-like
Source: RefSeq, a predicted model, not a curated record
UUCACAAGUGUAUACAAUGAUACGUUAUUACAAAUCUUACCUAAUCACGAACCCUUAUUAGUUAACCUACAUAUUCCCUUUCUGCAAUUUAAAAAUGAAAAAAAAGUCAUCCACAAGUAACCAAAUCACCACAAAAGAACGUGUAUAUAUAUAUACAUCUCCAACCCCCACAUGACUUCAUAAAUUAAAAUUAUAACUAUGUCAAAAAUGGGAUUGAAUGUCAAAAUUCGCACGACUUUAGUUGCAAUAUUAGUAAUAGGGAAUAACUACAUGGUUUCAAGAGGAGCAAUGGCUCAAUCUAACUGCAUGAAUGCAUUUUUAAGCAUGUAUUCAUGUCUUAGCUAUGUCACUGGAUCAACACCAAGAACACCACCGUCGAGCUCUUGCUGCUCCGCCCUCUCAAGGGUGCUGCAAUCGCAGCCAAGGUGUCUUUGCACCGUUGCUAAUGGAGGUGGUUCGUCGUUAGGAAUUCAAAUUAAUCAAACUCUUGCACUUGCAUUACCUGCUGCAUGCAACCUUAAAACUCCUCCUGUUAGUAGAUGUUAUGAUGAUGGUAAUGAACCGGCAAUGUCUCCAAUCUCAAGGGUCUCUCUAGUAGGCUCGCCAGAGGGUUCAUUUUCGGACGAGACUGCGGAUCCUCCAAUGCCAGGGCUCGAGGAGAACUGGGAGUAGCAGUACGUUGCUGAGUUCUCAUCUAGGAGUUCUAAAGAAGUUUGUUACAUAAAUUAGCAAUACAUUUUAAUGUAAUGUCAUGUUAUGAUAAUUAUGUUGUGGGGUGAUUUAUAUUAGUAAUAAUUACUUGUGUACUGUUCUCCUUCAUUUCUGUACUGUCCUAGCAAUGAACUCCAAAAGUUCGAAUUUAUUUGGCACUAUUACUAUUUGUAAUUGGA